GUAAACAAGACGUGAUGGACAGGCGCUGGGGCGGCCUCGGACCAAUGAGAACCAGGCUGAGCUAGGACUGCGGGCCAAUGGUGACGGGCGGAGCAGCAGGCCCCAGGGGGCCGGGCCAGCGCUCCAGCCUGGUUGGCAGCUGCGGCGCAGAGUCCAGCCGCUGGUGCGCGGAGCGGUUCAGCGUCCCCGGAGCGGUUCGGCCCAGCCAUUCGCCCAGGCGCCCAGGCCCGGUGCGCGCGUGCGUGAGCGCGCCUGCGCCCCGGGGCCGCUGCAACGGGAGGAAAGCGGCUGCCUCAGGAGGACCCCUUUCCUCCCAGAAAUUACUCAAUGCUGAAACCUUUCAAAGUGAUAUUAGAGGCGUUGGAAGCACCAUGGAUGGGUUUUAUGAUCAGCAAGUCCCUUUUAUGGUCCCAGGGAAAUCUCGGUCAGAGGAAUGUAGAGGGCGGCCUGUGAUUGACAGAAAGAGGAAGUUUUUGGACACAGAUCUGGCCCAUGAUUCUGAAGAGUUGUUUCAGGAUCUCAGUCAACUUCAAGAGGCUUGGUUAGCUGAAGCACAAGUUCCUGAUGAUGAACAGUUUGUCCCAGAUUUCCAGUCUGAUAACUUGGUGCUUCAUGCCCCACCUCCAACCAAGAUCAAACGGGAGCUGCACAGCCCCUCCUGUGAGCUGUCGUCCUGUAGCCAUGAGCAGGCUCUCGGUGCUAACUAUGGAGAAAAGUGCCUCUACAGCUAUUGUGCCUAUGAUAGGAAGCCUCCCUCUGGGUUCAAGCCAUUAACCCCUCCCACCACCCCCCUGUCACCCACCCAUCAGAACUCCCUAUUUCCCCCACCUCAGGCAACUCUGCCCACCUCUGCACAUGCCCCUGCAGCUGGCCCGGUACAAGGUGUGGGCCCCGCCCCCGCCCCUCAUUCGCUUCCUGAACCUGGACCACAGCAGCAAACCUUUGCGGUCCCCCGGCCACCCCAUCAGCCCCUGCAGAUGCCAAAGAUGAUGCCUGAAAACCAGUAUCCGUCGGAACAGAGAUUUCAGAGACAACUGUCUGAACCCUGCCACCCCUUCCCUCCUCAGUCAGGAGUUCCUGGAGAUAAUCGCCCCAAUUACCACCGGCAAAUGUCCGAACCUAUUGUCCCUGCAGCUCCCCCACCCCCUCAGGGAUUCAAACAAGAAUACCAUGAUCCACUCUAUGAACAUGGGGUCCCAGGCAUGCCAGGCCCCCCAACACAUGGGUUCCAGUCACCAAUGGGCAUCAAGCAGGAGCCCCGGGAUUACUGCGUUGAUUCAGAAGUGCCUAACUGCCAGUCGUCCUAUAUCAGAGGGGGGUAUUUCUCCAGCAACCAUGAAGGCUUUUCAUAUGAAAAAGAUCCCCGGUUGUACUUUGACGACACUUGUGUUGUUCCUGAGAGACUGGAAGGCAAAGUCAAACAAGAGCCCACCAUGUAUCGGGAGGGGCCCCCUUAUCAGAGACGAGGUUCCCUUCAGCUGUGGCAGUUCCUGGUUACCCUGCUUGAUGACCCAGCCAAUGCCCACUUCAUUGCCUGGACGGGUCGUGGCAUGGAGUUUAAGCUGAUUGAACCUGAGGAGGUUGCUCGGCGUUGGGGCAUCCAGAAGAACCGGCCAGCCAUGAACUAUGACAAGCUCAGCCGUUCUCUACGCUAUUACUACGAAAAGGGCAUCAUGCAGAAGGUGGCUGGGGAGCGAUACGUCUAUAAAUUUGUCUGUGACCCGGAUGCCCUUUUCUCCAUGGCCUUCCCUGACAACCAGCGUCCGUUCCUGAAGGCAGAGUCUGAGUGUCACCUCAACGAGGAGGAUACCCUGCCACUGACCCACUUUGAAGACAACCCGGCUUACCUCCUGGACGUGGAUCGCUGCAGCAGCCUCCCCUAUGCCGAGGGCUUUGCUUACUAAGUUUCUGAGCGGCUAAGCGGCCAAACCCUAGAGCUAGCAGUUCCCAUUCAGGCAAAUGAGGGCAGUGGUUUUGUUUGUGUUUUUGGCUGUUCCUAAAGCUUGCCCUUUGAGUAUUAUCUGGAGAACUCAAGCUGUCUCUGGAUUGGCACCCUUAAAGACCGAUACCUUGGCUGGGGAGUGGGGACAGGGACGGGCAGAGAAACCACCAAAAGGCUGGUGCCUCAGCUCUGACCCUGACAAGGUUUCUGGGAAGAGAUUGAAAUGGAGCCUCCUUCCCAUGGACAAUAUAUGCAAAGCAAUACCUUGUUCAGGUUAGUGCCCACAAACCAGGACGGAGUGUGUGACAAUCUGCAUUGAUCACGGACUACUAAUUGCCUUUACGUAGAAGGGCUCUGAUUUGCACAAUUUAUUGAACAAGAAAUGACAAACCUGUAGAAGAGUAGGUAGGCUACGAAGUCAGGGAGGCUCAAACCAUGAAGGGUUAAAAAUCUUAAAAUCUGGAGAGUUCUUCUAGCUCAAUCUGAAAUGUUUCCCCCUUGGUCUAGAAAGAAGGAUGGGGGUGGGGGGGAAGUCAGAACAGCUGUUACCCACUCCAUGGUUCUCAAAUAAUAAACCAUUGCUACUCUUGGGAACCUUCUAGCCAUGUGGUCACCAAGUAGAACAAGCCCCCUUUCUCUUCCCAGUCACACGGCCGUGUGUGGAUGGCUUUCAUUUCAGAAGGGUGAUUUACACUUUUGACAGUAUUUUGUUUUGCUUUGAUUCGGGGGAUUGUUUUGUUUUGGUGGUUGUUUUGGAAAAACAGUUUAUAAACUGAUUUUUGUAGUUUUGGUAUUUAAAGCAAAAAAAAAAAACAAACCUUUUGGUAACUGCGCACUGCGUCCUUUAGCAGGGCGGUGCCGACCGAUGAAGACGCUGCAGCUUGAAAGGGGCUUUGCUGGGGGCUUGCCCUUAGCAGUGUCCAAGCCCACUUUAUUGCCUGCUUUGUGCUUUCUGCACCAGACAGCCUGACAGAACAUUUGCACCUGAGUUGUACAUUUUUGAGGUGUGCAGGGCAGCCUGGACACCCCGCUGAGAUUCUAUGUGUAUAGUUCCCCGCGUUCUCUAACACGCCCUCUCUGGAAAGCAUAUGUACAUAAUACAUAUCAUGUCCAUUUGAAACCUGGCCACCUGGUGGGAACCCUGGGGGGUUUCUCCCUGGGCGUGACUGAUGACAAUUUCCAUUUCAUUCGUCUGUUUUGUUUCCUUCUUUUUUUUUUUUUUCCUUUAAUCCUUGGACUUUAAACCCUGCAUAUGAUUCAAUAGGGUUUCAGAUGUACGUGUGACACUGACAGGUAAAAACAGUGCUAGCGUUUUAGUUUCUUGCCACCUUCAAAAAAAAAAAAAAAAAGCUAUUCUGAUUGCUGUAUUAUAUUGGAAAAGUUUUAAACAACCCAGCUAAAGCUAUGUGAAAGUUGGCCUCGAAGUAGAGGAAAAGUUCUUAGGAGGUGGUGGUACCUUGCUACCUGCCCUGCUGGUAGGAUUCCGUGCUCCCCGCGGCACUCAGCACGUCAGGAACGACUGCUGUUCUUCAUACGGGGAAGACCGUGCCGACACGGUGAGCGGAAGAAACGGGCUUUGAUUUGUUUUCCUACAAAUGGGGUGCGCUACCGUCUCAAACAGUCCCCCUUAAGACCAGCAGCAUGUCUGUGAAGAGGGUCCUAGGGAUAAGGGGGUGCGUUUUACAGCUCUGAAAACAGGAGGUUUUCCUCUAUUGGAAGCUAAUUAGCCCACAAAGGUAUUGAACCUCUAGCUUGGGCCUUAAUUAGCAUUGUACUCUAAUCAAAGGACUCUUUCCAAACCAUAUUUAUAGCUCUCUAACCUCCACAUAGUCUAUAUAUAGAUGCAUAUUUUACCCCCAGCUGGCUAGAGAUUUAUUUGUUGUAAAUGCUGUAUAGGAUUUGUUUUUUUCUUUCUUUACUUAUCCUGGUUUGGGUUUUCUUUUUUUGAUGAAUUUACGCUGUCUUAGCAAGUAUGAAAAUAACCCUCUGUAGCCCGAGCUCCCCUCUCCCCGGCUGUAACUGCGUGGCCUGUGCUGUCACGGGACCUAGGAUGGCGGCAUCACCGUUGCAUUCCCAUCGGACUCAUGCACCUCCCGGAUGGUUUUGGUUUUUUUAUUUGUUUUGUUGUUUUAUUUUUGCUUCUUUUCCAGAGUGUGGAAAGUCUACAGUGCAGAAAGGCUUUAACCUGCCAGUUGAUUUGAAAUACUUUCCCCUGCGCAGGGCCGUAUGCAUCCUGCCAAGCUGCGUUAUAUUCUGUACUGUGUACAAUAAAGAAGUUUGCUUUCAGUUUA
This is a messenger RNA of Leopardus geoffroyi (Geoffroy's cat), 4233 nucleotides long. RefSeq names its product ETS variant transcription factor 5 (gene ETV5). The record is from RefSeq and is a predicted model, not a curated record. Gene Ontology annotation, biological process: regulation of transcription by RNA polymerase II; cell differentiation. Gene Ontology annotation, molecular function: sequence-specific DNA binding; DNA-binding transcription factor activity, RNA polymerase II-specific. Lineage: Eukaryota; Metazoa; Chordata; Mammalia; Carnivora; Felidae. The coding region runs from base 78 to 1904 and encodes 608 amino acids. Gene Ontology annotation, cellular component: nucleus. The transcript has 13 exons.